This is a messenger RNA of Haliaeetus leucocephalus (bald eagle), 1197 nucleotides long. RefSeq names its product potassium channel, subfamily K, member 15 (gene KCNK15). The transcript is spliced from 2 exons. The record is from RefSeq and is a predicted model, not a curated record. The coding region runs from base 1 to 1197 and encodes 398 amino acids. Gene Ontology annotation, molecular function: potassium ion leak channel activity. Gene Ontology annotation, biological process: potassium ion transmembrane transport; stabilization of membrane potential. Gene Ontology annotation, cellular component: membrane. NCBI's taxonomy places the organism in Eukaryota, Metazoa, Chordata, Aves, Accipitriformes, Accipitridae.
AUGAAGCGGCAGAACCUGCGCACGGCCGCGCUCAUCCUCUGCAUCUUCUCGUACCUGCUGGUGGGCGCCGCCGUCUUCGAUGCGCUGGAGUCGGAGGCGGAGAGCGGCCGCAAGCGGCUGCUGGAGCAGAAGCGGGGGGAGCUGCGGAGGAAGUACCGCUUCUCCGCCGAAGACUACCGGGAGCUGGAGCGGCUGGUGCUGCAGGCCGAGCCGCACCGCGCCGGGCGGCAGUGGAAGUUCGCCGGUUCCUUCUACUUCGCCAUCACGGUCAUCACCACCAUCGGCUACGGGCACGCUGCCCCGGGCACGGAUGCUGGCAAAGUUUUCUGCAUGUUCUACGCCAUCCUGGGCAUCCCCCUGACGCUGGUCAUGUUCCAGAGCCUGGGGGAGCGCAUGAACACCGUUGUGCGGCUACUGCUCAAGAAAAUCAAGAAGUGUCUGGGCAUGAGGACAACCAAUGUCUCCAUGGAGAACAUGGUCCUAGUCGGCUUUCUGUCCUGCAUGGGGACCCUGUGCAUCGGCGCAGCAGCCUUCUCUUAUUUCGAGGGCUGGACUUUCUUUCAUGCCUAUUACUACUGCUUCAUAACUUUGACCACUAUUGGCUUUGGAGACUUUGUUGCUCUGCAGAAGAACGAGGCUUUGCAAAAGAAGCCCCCAUAUGUGGCUUUCAGCUUCAUGUACAUCCUGGUGGGCCUGACCGUCAUCGGCGCCUUCCUCAACCUGGUGGUGCUGCGGUUCCUGACGAUGAACUCUGAGGACGAGCGGCGGGAUGCUGAAGAGCGAGCCUCGCUGAGGAGAGCCCGGAACAACAUCCACCUCAAGCCGAAAGAGGACAGCCGGAGCAGCAAUGCCAUUUUUCUCCCCGUGGAGGACAGGACGAGCCAGAUGAACCUCAUCCCGCUGAUCCAGGAGGAUGCGGAGAGGCAGCGGCGCCAGUCGGCCAACUCGGCAGCCGCAGUCCCCUCCUUCUGCACGUGCUUGUGCUACAGACCUCAGCUGUGCGGCAGCCCAGUGCCCUCCCACCCCGAGACCCUAAGCUGCCACACCAACCCCGUGUAUUACAACUCCAUUUCCUACAAAAUCGACGAGGUCUCCCUGAGCACGCGGGGUCAGACCGGCUCUUCCCCAGGGAGCACUUUAUCAUCCAACAGCCCUCGCUGCCGGCAACACCCCCGGCUGCGGAGGAAAUCCAUCUAG